AUGAAUUCUUCUAUAAAUAUUAGAUAUUACAAACCAGCUAUCGAUGGACAAACAUCAUGUACAAUAUCUGCUCAACAUGAUUCAAUUUAUGUUGCUGGACGUUACAAUAAAUAUUCUCGUACAUUAUCUCAAACUCCAUGGAUUAUUGAUGGUGUUCGUAAAGCUGAUGUAUCUGUUGAAGAAUUAAUUGCUCUUCCCAUAAGUAAACUUGUUACUUCUAAAAAUCAUGUUUUUAUUUCAUCGGGUCGUGAAGAUGUUGAUGUACGAACAUUAGGUCGUGGUCGACCAUUUGUGAUUGAAUUUCGACAACCAUCAAGAAUUUUAUAUCAACCUGAAGAAUUUCUUACUGUUCAACAGGAAAUUAAUAUGUUAACAAAAGAUAUUCGUGUACGAGAUUUACAACAAGUAACAAAAGAAGAAAGUAAUCAAAUAAAAGAAGGUGAAGAAGAAAAAACAAAAUGUUAUGAAGCAUUAUGUUAUACUGAUACACAAAUUGAUCAAAUUGAACUUGAUCAAAAAUUUGCAUCCAUAUCAAAUUCAUUAAUUAUUGAACAAAAAACUCCAAUUAGAGUUUUACAUCGACGAACAUUAAUGACACGUCAACGAUUAAUAUCUGCUCUUUCAGCAAUUGUUAUUGAUCCAUAUCAUUUUCGUUUACGUUUAACAACACAAGCUGGUGCUUAUGUUAAAGAAUUUGUUCAUGGUGAUUUUGGUCGAACAAAACCAAAUUUAACAAUAAUACUUAAUCGUUUUGUUGAUAUUCUUGAAUUAGAUGUUCUUGCAGUUAAUAUUGAUUUUCCACCAAUGUUAAACAAUGAUAAUAACGAAAAUGAAAACGAUAAUUUUUGUGAUACGAAUGGAAAAUAA
Messenger RNA from Rotaria sp. Silwood1, 867 nucleotides. The record is from the annotation of a GenBank genome assembly. NCBI's taxonomy places the organism in Eukaryota, Metazoa, Rotifera, Eurotatoria, Philodinida, Philodinidae.